This is a messenger RNA of Ornithodoros turicata, 4285 nucleotides long. Its product is annotated as zinc finger protein ZFP2-like. Gene Ontology annotation, biological process: regulation of transcription by RNA polymerase II. The transcript has 5 exons. The record is from RefSeq and is a predicted model, not a curated record. Bases 18 to 1955 code for a protein of 645 amino acids. NCBI's taxonomy places the organism in Eukaryota, Metazoa, Arthropoda, Arachnida, Ixodida, Argasidae. Gene Ontology annotation, molecular function: RNA polymerase II cis-regulatory region sequence-specific DNA binding; DNA-binding transcription factor activity, RNA polymerase II-specific. Gene Ontology annotation, cellular component: chromatin; PcG protein complex; transcription regulator complex.
AAGAACUUUUAUGUUUUAUGGGCGCCCGCUACCACCAUAUCUGGUCACGUGAUUACAGGUGCCAUGAAGGGAAUGUGCGUCUUGCAGCAAUGGCGGCCGUAAUGACGACGGCGAAGUCCGUGAGGCGUUCUACGGGAGCGUUUUGCGCUUGCAUAGGAUGCACAAAUAGCUACAGAAAGAAAGCGGAAUGGCGUUCAAGUUCGUGUGAUAUCCACGAAGGUACGCUGCAUGCGGACUGUGCGUGCUUGGAGCCAUUUUCAUUGCACAAGUUCCCAAAGGACAAUGAGCAGAGGCAUAUGUGGCUCGCUGCAUUAAAACGGAAGGGCUACAUACCUGGCAAGUUUGCUGUGGUGUGCUCCAUCCAUUUCAAGGAUGGACGGCCAACGAAGGAUAACCCCUAUCCAACCCUAGCGCUUGGGCAUAACGAACAGGUUACGACAUGCCGCAAAGCGCCUCAAAAAAGUACAAAGCUUGAAAGGUCACUUCCCGAGCCAGUACAAGCAUUACCUUCAGAAGCCUCAGUGCCACAGAAGAUGGACAGAGAGGGCAUGGAUGACCAGCCUCAACCCAAACACUGUAAUUGUUGUCGAAGCAAGAAUAAUGUGGUGUACACUGAUGCUAGUUGUCAGUGGGACAGCAUUGACAGCAGCAUUGUUGAUCACAGCUACGCCAGGCCCAGCGAAGCAAAGUCAACAUCGGAUUUUUCAGUGCAGUGCAACAUGCCAACAUCUGAAAACAAAUGGGUGCCCAACUUGGUACAUAAUGAUGACAAGAACCUAACUCAAAAAUCACUUGGUGCGAUGUCUGGGACGGCCCACGUCAAAGAGGAACCCCGAGAUGACUCUCCAAAUGGCCAUCCCACCCUGGUGGUGAAAACAAAUCCUUACAACGCUACAAUUUCGGCAUGGCAGGACGAGACUGGAUACGGCUGCGACUCGUCGUCAGAAGUUUCAGGAGCAACAGCAAGCAGUGGUAUCCUUCAUAUUAAGGUCGAGCCCAAAGACAUGUGUGAUCCAGUGUCUUCUGGCAGCAACUCUUUGAAUGCAGGGUACAACAUCAACACAAGUCAACCCUCAUUCGACAGGGGAGUCCCAGCCUCUGUGAACAGUCGAUCCACAGAUUCCACCCCCAGAGAUGUCGCUCCAGACAAGUGCAAGACCCUGGGCAAAAGUGACCUAUCAACCUCUGACCACAAGAAAGACAAUGUUCGUUUGGCUACAUGCGUCGACAUUCGCCACUUAGAAGUCUGCCUCAGAACUAAGAAAGCAAACACAUUUACCUGUGAUUCUCCCAGUUCUUUCUCUCUGUCUGAGAAUACGAACAGUCACACACGAAAACACACUAACAAGAAGCCAUACAAAUGCGACCUCUGUUAUGCUAAAUUCAGCCACAGCAUACGCUUGCAGCAUCACAGGCGGGCACACACGGCUGAGAAGCCGUACAAGUGUAAUCUCUGUCCCGCGGCGUUCAGCCAGGGCACGGACCUGCGUCAUCACGUGCAGGCGCAUACGGGUCAGAAGCCGUACAAGUGCCAUCUUUGUUCUGCGGAGUUCGGUAACAGCAGGAACCUGCAGCGUCACAAGCAGAUACACACAGGUGAGAAGCCGCACAAGUGCCAUCUCUGUCCCGCAGAGUUCAACCACAGCACGCACCUGAAGUCUCACAUACGCGCUCACACUGGCGAGAAGCCGUACAAGUGCGAUCUCUGCCCCGCAGAGUUCAGCCGCAGCGUGAAUCUGCGGUGUCACAAGCACACACACACCGGCGAGAAACCGUACACAUGUGAUCUAUGCCCUGCAGAGUUCACCCACAGCAACAGCCUGCGGUACCAUAAGCAUGUACACACAGGCAAGAAGCCGUACAAUUGUGACCUCUGUCCCGCAGGGUUCGUAAAGAGCACAAACUUGUGGCGUCACAAGCAAACACACAUGGGGCAAAAAAACGUACAAGUGUGAUCUAUGUCCUGCAGAGUUCACCUUCUGCAACAGCCUGCUGUAUCGCAAGCAGGUGCACACAGGCAAGAAGCCAUACAAUAUAACCCCUGUCCUGCAGAGUUUGUCAAGACCACAAACUUCAGGCAUCAGAAGCAGACACACACUGGGCCAAAACCGUACAAGUGUGAUCUGUGUCCAGCAGAGUUCACCCACGGCAACAACCUGCGGUAUCACAGGCAGGUGCACACCGGCAGGAAGCCGUACAAGUGCGACUUCUGUCCUGCAGAGUUUGUCAAGACCACAAACUUGUGAUCUGUGUCCAGCAGAGUUCACCCACAGCGACAACCUGCGAUAUCACAGGCAGGUGCACAGCGGCAGGAAGCCGUACAAGUGCGACUUCUGUCCUGCAGAGUUUGUCAAGACCACAAACUUGUGACAUCACAAACAGACACACACUGGGGCAAAAACCAUACAAGUGUGAUCUGUGUCCAGCAGAGUUCACCCACGGCAACAACCUGCGGUAUCACAGGCAGGUGCACACCGGCAGGAAGCCAUACAAGUGCGACUUCUGUCCUGCAGAGUUUGUCAAGACCACAAACUUGUGACAUCACAAACAGACACACACUGGGGCAAAAACCAUACAAGUGUGAUCUGUGUCCAGCAGAGUUCACCCACGGCAACAACCUGCGGUAUCACAGGCAGGUGCACACCGGCAGGAAGCCGUACAAUUGCGACUUCUGUCCUGCGGAGUUCGUCAAGGCCACAAACUUGUGGCAUCACAAACAGACACACACAGGGGCAAAAACCGUACAAGUGUGAUCUAUGUCCUGCAGAGUUCACCCACAGCAACAACCUGCGGUAUCACAGGCAGGUGCACACCGGCAGGAAGCCGUACAAGUGCGACUUCUGUCCUGCAGAGUUUGUCAAGAUCACAAACUUGUGACAUCACAAACAGACACACACUGGGGCAAAAACCAUACAAGUGUGAUCUGUGUCCAGCAGAGUUCACCCACGGCAACAACCUGCGGUAUCACAGGUGCGGUCACACAGGUGCGGUGCACACCGGCAGGAAGCCGUACAAGUGCGACUUCUGUCCUGCAGAGUUUGUCAAGACCACAAACAAGUGGCAUCACAGGCAGGCACACAUGGCGCAAAAAACAAGUGUGAUCUAUGUCCUGCAGAGUUCACCCACAGCAACAGCCUGCAGUACCAUAAGCAUGUAUACACAGGCAAGAAGCCAUACAAGUGUGACCUCUGUCCCGCAGGGUUUGUAAAGAGCACAAACUUGUGGCAUCACAAGCAGACACACAUGGCGCAAAAAAAAACGUACAAGUGUGAUCUAUGUCCUGCAGAAUUCACUUUCAGCAAUAGCCUGCUGUAUCGCACGCAGGUGCACACAGGCAAGAAGCCGUACCAGUGUGACCUCUGUCCUGCAUAGUUCAUCAAGACCACAAACUUGUGGCGUCACAAGCAGGCAGACACAGGGCAAAAACCUGUACAAGUGUGAUCUAUGUCAUGCAGACUUCACCUACAUUAACAGCCUGCGGUAUCACAAGCAGGUGCACACAGGCAAGAAGCCGUACCAGUGUGACUUCUGUCCUGCAGAGUUCGUCAAGGCCACAAACUUGUGACAUCACAAACAGACACACACUGGGGCAAAAACCAUACAAGUGUGAUCUGUGUCCAGCAGAGUUCACCCACAGCAACAACCUGCGGUAUCACAAGCAGGUGCACACAGGCAAGAAGCCGUACCAGUGUGACUUCUAUCCUGCAGAGUUCGUCAAGGCCACAAACUUGUGACAUCACAAACAGACACACACUGGGGCAAAAACCAUACAAGUGUGAGCUGUGUCCAGCAGAGUUCACCCACAGCAACAACCUGCGGUAUCACAGGCAGGUGCACACCGGCAGGAGGCUGUACAAGUGAGACCUCUGUCCUGCAGAGUUUGUCAAGACCACAAACUUGUGACAUCACAAACAGACACACACUGGGGCAAAAACCAUACAAGUGUGAUCUGUGUCCAACAGAGUUCACCCACGGCAACAACCUGCGGUAUCACAGGUGCGGUGCACACCGGCAGGAAGCCGUACAAGUGUGACUUCUGUCCUGCAGAGUUUGUCAAGACCACAAACAAGUGGCAUCACCGGCAGGCACACAUGGCGCAAAAAACAAGUGUGAUCUAUGUCCUGCAGAGUUCACCCACAGCAACAGCCUGCAGUACCAUACGCAUGUAUACACAGGCAAGAAGCCAUACAAGUGUGACCUCUGUCCCGCAGGGUUCGUAAAGAGCACAAACUUGUGGCAUCACAAGCAGACACACAUGGUGCAAAAAAAAAAUGUACAAGUGUGA